AGUUUAGUUAACUCUAUAACUGGUGUCAACUGUAGUAAACCACUUGUUAUGCAAUAAAAUGUUUUUAUAAUGUGAAUCAAGUGUUAUGUAAUAGCAAUGCAUUUAACCGCAGAUUAGACACAAUUAGCGGUCACCGAUGGACUCGUCGAAAGGUCACCGAAACAAUGAGGACGACUUGUAUUCGCUAAGCGACGGCAACACGAGUUGCGACAAUACAAUCGGUUCGUAUCGGUCGAGUGCCCGGACGUCCAUUUCCUCAUAUGAUUUCACACCGAUCGAGACGCCGGGUGAUUGGUCGCCACGAUUACCGCGAAAGGCCAUUGCUAAAAACAAUCAGGUCCUACAGCUGUCGGAGGACACAACCACAUGGAAAGUGGUACACAAACGUAGCAAACGAUCGCCGCGUAAACAACAGAUUCAAAACUCGACGGCCAAAAUGCAGGCCAUUCUUAUGAAAGGAAAUGCACCCGAGUUUCGGUUUCGGAUUGUCGUCGGACUUAUCCUAAUAGCUAUUGUUAUUAUUAUAUUGAGUACAAGAUAUUUCUAUAAUCGUAAUCGUAUUUUGAUGGCCAUCAGAGACAGAAUCUUCUUCAUUAAAGAAGAACGACAUCUAAACUUAUUGGACAGUGAAGGUCACGAUUUGUUGCACAUAGAGUUUGGUCUCAAUAUUCCGCCCGACAUUCCGCCCGUCAAUUGCAAGACAAUCGAAAAGAAUAUGCGAUUGUGUUUUGAUUGGAAAUAUAGGGCACAUCUGAGUCUUCAACACAAACAUUAUGACAAAGCCAUCACUUGUUAUGAUAUCAAAUGGAAAAGCUAUGAAAAGUAUGCAAUUCUUAAAGAUUGCUUUGAUAUGAGUGAUAGCUUUUGGUACGGUAUGGGAGAUGUUAGCGGACUCAAGUGGCCACUCAAUGAUAUGUCUUUAGAAGACUCGCCAUUUAUGACCAGCCAUUCAACUGAUUCUGAUAAUCCAUUUGGUUCUUUGAUUGGUAGACAUUGGUUCUCAUCGAAAGGUAUAACAAUAAGUGUGGGACUAAAUGUUCCCCUAUUUGUCAGUUUAAACAGUAGUGAAGAUCCAAACAAACUUUGUUUCAUAUCAAAGAAACAGUUCCCCUAUUAUGUGCUCAAUAAGGAUGAUAUUUAUGCGCACUUGGAGUACACUAUAUGCACGGCUCCUCGUCUUCCAGAUCUUCAAAAUCAUUUAAUUGAAAAUUUUCCAAAAAAAGAAACCAAAGAUACCAUUGUUGAGUCCAAUUCUAGCGUCGCAGAAGAUCCCGAAGAAUACACAUUUCUUGAACGACAUAUUUGGGCGACAGAUAUGAAUGUUAUGUCCAAUUUUACCCACCAAUCAGUUCAGUCAUAUGUGGACCGAAUAACGAGUUACGGUUUCGAGCCGGGAAUCAUAUUACUUGACUCCCGAUGGGAGAACAUAAUCGGCAAUUUAAAACUAAAUAAGACAUUGUUUGCCACGCCAUCAGUUUUGAUCAAUAUUCUCCAUAACAAAGGCUUCAAAAUAUUUCUUACAAUUACACCGAACAUCGAUUUACGUUCCGAUACGCUGGUCAACGCCCGACUCAAUCAUCGACUAUUGCGCGAUAAUCGACUCAAUGUACCGCUACUGACCAGAUGUGGCAACAAUAAUGAAUUUAUUUGCGGUUUAAUUAAUUUGACAAACGCUGACAAUAGAGAAUGGUUUAGAAAUCGUUUGGUCGACGAACUGAUCACCGGUUUGUCAAUCGAUGGCUUUCUGUUUGUUGGCGGACAGUCAUCAUUAAUGCCACGACAUAUGAAUGUCGACAAAAGUAUAAAUCCAGACUAUUAUCUGAAUUAUAUGAAACGAUUGGCCAUUAAUACAACUAACUUGAUUGGAACAACUAGUUCUGUGGAUGCAAAACAAUUUGACGGUUUCGUUAAAAUACUUCCUCGAAAGUCUUCGUGGCAAUCGUUGAGAUCAUUAAUACCAACUGUUCUAUCGCUGAGUUUAAUGGGCUAUCCAUUGGUUAACACGGGUUCUGUCGGAGGAGUACGUGCGCCGAACGAAACCAGUUAUAACAAAGAAUUAUACAUUCGAUGGUUACAAGUGACGACAUUUUUUCCUGUCAUUCAAUUUGGUGAACCCGAUAGCGAUCCAGAAAGUCUUAAAAUAACCAAAAGAUUGUUAAAACAAAGAGAUGAGUUAAUAUUGCCGGCGAUGAAGAAAUGUUUGAAAGAAUUCCAGAGGAAUGGAUCGCCAAUUAUAAGACCAAUGUGGUGGACACAACCGGAUGACAGUUUUGACGCCUAUAUUAUUGACGACCAGUUUUCUAUCGGCAACGAUAUUAUAGUGGCGCCUGUGGUAGACGAAGGACACACUGAAAGAGAUAUAUUUUUGCCGAACGGCUGGUGGAAGGAUGAGAUCUCGAUGCAAGUGAUCAGAGGCGGCAAAUGGAUGCGCAAAUAUCAGGUACCAGUAGACAAAGUGGCCGUUUUUAUUAGGACUGAGUCGUCGUCUACCAGUGUUUGAUAUUGUGAUAGCAUUUGUCGUUUUACCGUAUGUUAUGUUGUGAACAAAUUAUGAGUUUGUUUUUACCGUAAACUAAAAUUUUAUAUAUUUU
This is a messenger RNA of Oppia nitens, 2591 nucleotides long. Its product is annotated as myogenesis-regulating glycosidase-like. Bases 137 to 2500 code for a protein of 787 amino acids. The transcript has a single exon. Lineage: Eukaryota; Metazoa; Arthropoda; Arachnida; Sarcoptiformes; Oppiidae. Gene Ontology annotation, biological process: carbohydrate metabolic process. Gene Ontology annotation, molecular function: hydrolase activity, hydrolyzing O-glycosyl compounds. The record is from RefSeq and is a predicted model, not a curated record.